AUGGUACUAUACCAAAACUCUGCUUAUAGUCGUUACGACUUCACGCCCUCGCCAUCGCCGCCGGUUGUCCCCACGCAGCAAUCAUCAGUAUCCGUGAGGGAUUAUCCACCACCGGCGCAGUUGUUCCCGAAUUCGCAGAAUCCACAUCGAGGACCAGAGUCUCAAUCUCACGAGCAACCAUCUCCACGCGGUCAACAGCAACCAUCUCCACGCAGUCAACAGCAACCUGUCUCUCAACAACGACACGAGCAAGCUUCUGACGCUCAAAGUGUAUUUCCGGAAGAAGAAGAAGAAGCUCUAUUCCCGGUGAAUCUCGCGGAAGACCAGCAACGAAUUCUCAAUGCCUUGCUCACUCAGCCUGGCAGGGAAGCAUACACCACAGUCCUCUCUCCCAUAAAGAAGCCGAACACAACAUGGUUUGGGCGUGACAAGUCUUCCCUUACUCGGAAGAUAACAAAAAUUUUCUGUAACAAGUUCGAUGGCCCAUUUUAUAGCUGGACAUGUGUGCCUCGGGAGAGACAAGAAAGAUUCUUUGUUGAAUUCGCGAAAACCCACACCUUGGAUCCUUUAUUAACCGGUGUGGUUCAAGAAAGGUUUGAGAGAGUAUGUCUCCUCCGGAUGAAAGACAUGGUCAGCAAGGUUAGGGCUUCUCGAGAACAACCAAACUGGAUUGGAGAUACUCUUUGGAAACAAAUGACAGAGUAUUGUGACACUGAAGAAGCCAAAGAGAAGAGUUCCACCACAUCAGCUGCUCAGAUGUCUGAGCGUAAUGGACUUGGUCCUCAUGUUCACUUCUCAGGGCAGAAGUCAUGCCUCCAAAUCCAACAAGAAAUGGAAGAAGAGUUGGGAAGACCGGUGAGCCUUGGUGAAGUUUUCAUCAAGGUUCAUACAAAACGAGAUGGAACGUUUGUAGACCGAAAGUCCAAGAAUGUGGCUGAGGCUUAUAGGAAGAACCUGGAUUCCAAGUUGGCUGACCUCGGGAUAGACUCAGAGACUUCAGAUGGUACUUCACCAUCGUUGGGGCUAACCAUAGAAGAGGAGAAUGAGAUUUUUCUUCAGUCGACUUUCAUAAAUGAGCGAGGUAUUCCUUAUGCAAUUGGAAGUCUUUCAGAGACACAUGUCAAUGGAAAGAGGAAAUGCCCAGGAAGCUCUUCAACAUACAAGGGAUUGGAAGAGCAGCUACAAGAAGCUCAUCGCAAAAUAGAAGAACAAGCGGCUGAGAACUCCAAGCGUGAAGCAGAGCAACAAGCCAAGCUGGACAAGUUAUCUAUGGUGGAAAAGUAUUUGACUGAAACUGAUCCAAAGUUCAUGGAUUUUUUGGCUGCAAAUCAAACUCUUCCAAGUGAUCCAACUCACUCUUAA
This is a messenger RNA of Eutrema salsugineum, 1362 nucleotides long. RefSeq lists its product as uncharacterized. Bases 1 to 1362 code for a protein of 453 amino acids. The transcript has 6 exons. NCBI's taxonomy places the organism in Eukaryota, Viridiplantae, Streptophyta, Magnoliopsida, Brassicales, Brassicaceae. The record is from RefSeq and is a predicted model, not a curated record.